This is a messenger RNA of Hydatigera taeniaeformis, 1344 nucleotides long. The record is from the annotation of a GenBank genome assembly. NCBI's taxonomy places the organism in Eukaryota, Metazoa, Platyhelminthes, Cestoda, Cyclophyllidea, Taeniidae.
AUGGACGAAGAGUAUGAUAUCGUUAUUUUGGGUACUGGGCUAAAGGAAUGCAUUCUGAGCGGGCUUAUGUCCGUUUCCGGCAAGAAAGUCCUACAUAUGGACCGAAACAGUUAUUACGGCGGUGAGAGUACUUCCGUCACUCCGCUAGAUGAACUGUUCAAGCGCUUCAAUAAAACGUGCCCUGGUGAGCAGGUCUACAAACGUCUUCGAGAUUGGAAUGUUGAUCUUAUCCCUAAGUUCCUCAUGGCCGAUGGCAAGCUCGUGAAGCUUCUUCUUCACACUGGCGUAACACGCUAUCUUGAGUUCAAGUCCGUUGGAGGUAGCUAUGUGUACAAGGGAACCGUUGAUUCUGGGAGAAUUUGCAAGGUUCCUAGCAAUGAACGUGAAGCUCUUUCCUCAGAUCUUAUGGGUAUGUUUGAGAAGCGUCGCUUCAGGAAAAUGCUCAUAUUUACGGAUGGUGUUGAUGAAAACAAGCCUGACACUUGGGGAGAACUACCCUUGAACAAGUGCACGAUGCAGGCCGUAUUUGACAAGUUUGGGGUUGAUAACAACACUCAGGAUUUCGUUGGUCACGCCAUUUGUCUCUAUCGGAAUGAUGAUUACAAGCGCAACUUGUGUGCUCUGGAUGCCAUUAGGCGGAUGAAGCUCUAUAGUGAUUCACUGAGUCGUUACGGUUCUUCUCCCUACCUCUACCCCCUCUAUGGGUUGGGCGAACUGCCCCAAGGUUUUGCACGUCUCUCCGCUGUAUAUGGCGGCACCUACAUGUUAAACAAACCAUUCGAAGGGUUUGUCAUGGAGAACGGCAAGGUUGUUGGUGUAAAAUCGGAGGGCGAGGUGGCCAGAUGCACCAAGGUCAUUUGCGACCCCAGUUAUGCGCCUGAUCUUGUUCGACAGGUUGGAAAGGUUGUGCGUGCCAUCUGCAUUCUGGAUCAUCCUAUCGAUGGUACGAACAACAGUACCUCGUGCCAAAUUAUUAUCCCCCAGAACCAAGUUGGUCGGAAGCACGACAUCUACGUUUCCUGCGUGUCGCAUGACCACAACGUGGCAGCAAAGCCCUUCUUUAUCGCCCUUGUUGCCACCACCGUGGAAACCCAACAGCCGGAGCGUGAGUUGGUUCCCGGCAUUCGUCUUCUAGGCCACAUGAUGGACUGUUUCGUCUCCGUUUCAAAUCUUUACGAGCCUAUCAACGAUGGCAAGGCAAAUAAUAUUUUCGUAUCUUCGAGUUAUGACGCCACUACGCACUUUGAGACGACCUGCGACGACGUUCUCGACAUCUACGAGCGGAUCAUGGGCGAGAAAUUUGACUUCAGCAAGGUGAAGGCAAACUUGGACGAUGAGCAGUAA